This is a messenger RNA of Plodia interpunctella (Indianmeal moth), 3556 nucleotides long. RefSeq lists its product as uncharacterized. The record is from RefSeq and is a predicted model, not a curated record. The transcript has 11 exons. Gene Ontology annotation, molecular function: chromatin binding. Gene Ontology annotation, cellular component: MSL complex. Bases 450 to 2840 code for a protein of 796 amino acids. Lineage: Eukaryota; Metazoa; Arthropoda; Insecta; Lepidoptera; Pyralidae.
CCUUGACGCUAUGAAAAUGAUAAAAUACCUACCUACCUACAUACAAUUUCUAUUUAGAUUAAAAGUCGAUUUUAAUCAAGUGAUUUAUUAUAUUUUUUGAAUAUGUAGUUGUUUAUAAACACAAAUGAUUUUGUUAAGAAUCUGUUUGAUGCAUGUUAUAUGUAAUUGGAGUGACUGCAUAGCUAAUUAUGCGUCUUUUAUCACUUUGCAUGUGCGUGAAACAAAUGUCAGAGUAGAAUAAACGUCGAUUUGUGGCUGUUUUGACCCAUGGUUUUGACAAUGUAAUACCGAUUGUGUGUGUUAGCUACUAAUUGUGAUACUGAUUUUGUAAAGCGGGGCUGGUGAUCAAUGGAGUUGUAAUGAAACGAACAAAAGUGUGGUGUCGGUUAGUUUAUAUUUGACAGCCGGCAGGCUCGUCGUAGGAACUUAACGAUUGGCUCCCUAUAAAAAUGAACAGUCGCAGUAGCGUAAAUGAAACGAAUUUGGUGAAUUUCUGCGGAACCGCAGCGGAUCUUACUACGUUAAAUCAGUUGGACGCUAAAGACGGUUUACUCAGCUUUCCAUUCGAUCAUAUUUACGCCUGCCAUUCGGAAAGUUCAGACAGAAGACAAACCAUACAACUAGACAAGGAAGUCGAAAUUUCAACACAUUGUGUUGUGACAGAAGAGAAGGAUUUGCUGACAACCAGCUUGGAAGUGAGCCACCUGUCAGAGAAGCUAACAGCAUCUGAGAAUCAGAACAAGAAAUUAAAAGACCUUUUAAUAUAUCAUCUGGACUUGAUACAACAACAAAACGAUAUUAUUACUAAAAGGGAGAAGUCUUACCAAGCAUUGAAACAGGAAAAUGAAAUACUCAAGAAUAAGUUCGCCCGAAGAAUAGCGCUAGGUGCGAGGCAAGGUGUGCACAACCCGAGUUCGCUGUUGGCUCCACUGGCUGUGGUUACCCCGCCUGUUACAUCUACUGUGGUCAAAUCAGAACCUAGUUCUAGCUCACAGAUUGUGCUAAACAGCUUCCCUGACUUACUAUUGCCAGAAAAUAAUAGCGCAACUUCUUUUUUAUUUGAUGACGAUGUCAAGAAAGCUUUCACCCAGGAUUUCAAUUUGCCUAGAACUACUACAGAAUCAAGUAUAACAAGUUAUAUGCCACAGGGAGUCUCUUCUAUUUUGGAUAAUAAUCUAAACAAUUUCACAAUGAUCGAAAAUAAACGUUCCCUUGUCAAAAAAGAAAUGAAGACUGAAAAUCGUCCAGAACCGUUGUACACUGUGACAUCCAACAGUGGCAAUACUGUUAUCCAAAGAAUACAGAGAAAUAGAAGAAGAACAUCAGCUGGAAUAGGAUGUUUAAGUAGAAUGUCUAAAAGCCCAGGAACUACGAAGGUUGAGACUCCUGAAAGCAGUAAAAUGUUCGGAGAUGACAAAAGUUUCGAUCGAAAUUUCAGCGUGAAUAAGAAGUCAAAAAUGAUUAACACCUAUGGAAAACCAAAAACAACAAUAAACUCGAAAAGAACAAGCCAAUUGACGGGGUCACUGUCAGACAGACUGCAGCUGAUCGACACGACGCCCACUGGCGAGGACCCGUACCAGCUGGGGGAGGCCGACAUGCGCGAGCAGUCGCCCAUCCCCAAGCUCAUGCUGCAGAAGACCAAUCACGGCCGCAUGAAGCUCCUCUCCGACCCCAUGGCGCAGACCACCUCGCGCCGCAUCUACGACACCACCGAAACUACCACCACCAAAAGCAUUAACAAAAUGAAAAUAGACAGGUUCAGCUUAUUGGACUCUUACAUGCACAAAGACAUCAAAAAGGAACCCAAAACGAUGAUAGUCGAGGAGCCCGAUUUGGACUUAGUCAAAACUGAGCCCGAAAUAGACUGGCGCAUGUAUAAUCCGAAUAAACCGGGGUGCGAGACUAGUCUUUGUGACUUUUCUUACGGAGAGAACCCGGAAAACUUGGCCUCCCAGAUCUUACCGUCACUGGAAGGGGAUGGCUUGCCUGACUUUUUUGGGGAGUCCACACUGAAUUUGGACAGCUUGAACGAGUAUUCCGCUACGGACAAGAGUGCGGCAGACAAAUCAAAAAAACGGGGGGCAAGAACUACAAGUUUAGUCGCCCCAAAUUUACCUGAUGAGGAAUCGCCGGAGGUGAAAGGGCGAGGAGGUGAUAGUAAGCGUGGCAGGAAGCGAGCGCUCUCCGCUACCGGACUAGCAAAAGGAAUCAAACGCGAAAAUUGCCAAAAACCCGUUGCACCAAAACCAAAGUUAGUUAAAGGAAAAGCUGCGUGCCGCGGCAAGAAGUCGCCGCUGCCGGGCAUGGUGACUAAUAAGCCGUAUCACACGCUCGUGGGAGACCCAGACCUGUCCUGGUACUUGGGUCUUGACCCACAUAUCAAGUCAGAGGACGUAGACCCGCCUGCCGACGCCAAGGCUUCCACUGUUGAGGUGCCUCGAUGGAGAGAGAAACCUUACACCAGUAGUUACGCGAUGGAAGGCACAGAAAACUUGGAUGACAAGGUUUUUGAGAAGCGACAUCAAAAAUUAGAAGCGGAAGAAAGGCGACAGCUGAGAUGGCACAUGCGUCGGAUUCGCGAGCAGCGUCACGUGGAGCGUCUGCGUCAGCGGCAGCGUGACUCGUGGUGCGGCAACACGUCUCCGACCGCGCCCGCCGUGUUCACAGUGUGGCCGCAGCCGCAACGCGACGUGCGCUUCAUCGAAAUCACCGACACGUUGCCCGUCAUGGCCUUCGGAGAGAUCCUCCCAGCGUUGCCAGACGCAGACUUCGUUUUGCCUUGGGUGAGGACUUCAAAAGCACAGAAGAGAUCAAAAAGGUCAAAAACACUGCAUUAAAUACAUAAGUUGCAUGAAUUAGCCGAUACAGUAGAUUGCAAGUAUUGCUUGCUUAUUACGACUUCUUUUUGUUUGACUCAACUUGAAAAUCUGUUAAUUGUCCGUGUUUUUGAUUUUACAACCGUAGUGUACCUUCAUUGGGAAGUUGAGAGUAGUAUGUAGUUUAAUUGUUAAAAUUUAAGGAUAGUAGUCAAGAGCUUGAUAAUCAAUCGCGAAACGCGAAGCUCUCUAAAACGCCCGGUUGUUUUUGUAAAUAUUAUGCUUGUAAAUGAAUUUGAAGAAUGGACUGAAUAUUGUAAAUAUCGGAAGUUUGUGAUAUAACGAGAAUUGUUAUCCUUUCCUUAUUAAGUUACACUAGAAAAGCGCGGCUGAAUUUUGAAUAGAAACAGCUGAAAUUAAAUGUGUGCACCUUACCUAUUGUUUUAACAAAAUGACGUAACUAUAGUAGGCUUUAAUCAUGAGAUUUUGUAUGCAUGAUGUAUACUUGUAUCGUAAAAUUUAUCUUCAUUUAUUUUGACGUUAACGAUAAAAUUUCAUCGUAGUGACCAAUGAAAUAAAAAUGAAUUUUUUAAAUAGGUUUUGAUUUUAUUAUCUUUGCAUGUUCUAGUUUUACUACUGAACAAUGAAAUUCAUUCACAUUUAUUUCAUUUUUCAGUUAUUGAAAGUUUGUUGUAACGAAUAAUGUUUUUCUUAGGUUAUUAAAUACUGCAUCAAAA